Molecule: messenger RNA, 1026 nt
Organism: Lucilia sericata (common green bottle fly)
Lineage: Eukaryota; Metazoa; Arthropoda; Insecta; Diptera; Calliphoridae
Product: alcohol dehydrogenase-like
Exons: 4
Coding region: 1-927 (308 amino acids)
Cellular component (GO): cytoplasm
Molecular function (GO): alcohol dehydrogenase (NAD+) activity
Source: RefSeq, a predicted model, not a curated record
AUGGUGGGUUCUUUAGAAUGUUUUUCUUUUUUUUUGUUUUGUUUUACUGUCAGCUGUCGAACUAAAACUUUUUCUAAAUGCAGUUUUAAAAAAACAUUUGCUCUUGAAACAAGUACAUUUGCUGUUAAUCUGCUGCUUAAAAUGGAGUUGGAAAAUAAAAACAUUAUAUAUCUCGGAGGUUUCGGCGGCAUUGGACAAAAAUGCAUUGUAGAGUUUUUGAAAAGAAAUAUUAAAAAUCUCAUAAUAUUCGAUUUAAAAGAAAAUUCGGAAGUAUUAAAACAAUUACGGAACACUUACAAAUCUAGCAAUAUACAAUAUAUACAAGUGGAUGUAACCAAAUCGGAAAGCAUUGAAAAUGCCUAUAAGCAGGCGAAUGAAAUUUUGGACAAUAUUGAUGUGGUGGUCAAUGGCUGUGGUCUAAUGAAUGAUCGGCAUUUAGACUUGACAAUAGAUAUUAAUUUGCGUGGCAUUAUACUAAGUUCCAUGAUUGCCUUAAAUUACAUGGACAAAUCGAAAGGUGGUCGUGGUGGUGCAAUUGUAAAUAUUUCCUCUAUAGCGGGCAUAGAAACUACUGGCAUGUUUGCCAUUUAUUCUGCCGCCAAGCAUGGUGUUACAGCCUUUACCAGAUCUAUGGCGAACCCCCUUUAUUUUCAUCAUACCCAAGUUAACUUUAUAACCAUUUGCCCGGGCAUUACUGAAACGGCCCUAUUAGACUCCGUGCAAGAAAAGACAACAUUACGUGAAUAUGCCGGGCCCAUGGUACAAAGAUUUGCCAACAUGAAACGACAAACCGCUGAAGCUUGUGCUCAAAAUCUUGUCAAAGCUGUAGAGAUCAAUAAACUCGGUUCAGUGUGGCUAUUGGAUUUGGGUGAAAUGUCAGAAAUUGAAAUGCCCAUUAUGUGGAAACCAACGAUAAAUAGUAAUUAAUAAUGUAAUUUAUACAUUUUUUAAGGACGUAUAUAAUGUAAAUCCAUUAAAUAAUUAAGUCUAUAGUUAGCUGUUAAAUAAAAAAACACCAUUAUACAA